Molecule: messenger RNA, 1885 nt
Organism: Aspergillus caelatus
Lineage: Eukaryota; Fungi; Ascomycota; Eurotiomycetes; Eurotiales; Aspergillaceae
Product: glycoside hydrolase superfamily
Exons: 1
Coding region: 1-1794 (597 amino acids)
Biological process (GO): carbohydrate metabolic process
Molecular function (GO): beta-glucosidase activity
Source: RefSeq, a predicted model, not a curated record
AUGACUACACGUAGGAAUUGGCUGGUAACGGGACUCAUUGCCCUAGAUUGGGUCAGCGCAGGCUAUGCUAGCCCUCAUGUCGCUGUGUCUUCUCAACCGACUUACUCUUCAUUCACAUACACCCAAGUGACUUCAGGUGCCUAUGCCACGCCGCUAUCGACAUCUGUGUCUUUUCCCACACCAAUUGCGCCACCAUUCAGCAAGGCAUCUACCUUGCUGCCUAGCGACCUUACCUAUACUACGUACUCAUACGACCCAUCAGCAACGAUCACGUCGGACGGCCAGUAUGGUCAGAGUGCGUACGUCAAUCUCUGGCAGAACUAUUCGUUCGUGAGCUCCCCGCCGUUUACCACCACAGCGUCUGCCACUCCGGUUGCCAAAGCCGAACUUGUGCUACCCCCUGCGCUCUACAAUGCGCCUCCGGAUACAGGCUUGAAACUGCCAGCCGAUUUUAUCUGGGGUGUCUCCAGCAGUUCUUGGCAGAUAGAGGGCGGUCUCCAACUGGAAGGUCGCGGUCCCAGUGUGCUAGACAGUAUCGGCAAUGCGUUGUCCCCGGAGACCGCUGAUAGGAGCGACGCCAACGUAGCGAACAUGCACUACUUCAUGUACGAGCAAGACAUUGCCAGAUUAGCGGCUGCGGGAAUACCAUACUACUCGUUCUCGCUGUCUUGGCCGCGCAUAGUACCCUUUGGUGUGGCUGGCUCACCCAUCAACACCCAGGGCCUGGACCAUUACGACGAUCUCAUCGACGCCUGCCUGAAGUAUGGUGUCACACCGAUCGUCACUUUGAACCAUGUCGACGCGCCUACCGCCGUGCAGGCAGACCUGGACUCCCUGCCCGAGAAUUUCCUCUACUACGCCAAAAUAGUUAUGACCCGAUACGCGGACCGAGUCCCGUAUUGGGUGACGUUCAACGAACCAAACAUCGGCGUGGGAACUUUGUUUCAAAAGUACCAAGACCUGACAAAUGUACUUAUCGCCCAUGCAGACGUGUACGACUGGUACAAGAACACACUGGGCGGAAAAGGCAAAAUCACGAUGAAAUUCGCCAACAAUCUAGCCAUGCCCCUGGACACACAAAACUCCUCGCACAUUGCCGCAGCAUCCAGAUACCAAGACAUCCUGUUGGGGAUAAUGUCGAACCCACUUUUCCUCGGAAAACAGUACCCAGAUGCAGCCCUAAACACAGUGGAUAUGAUGGAACCGCUCACAGACGACCAAAUCGAGCACAUCCACGGCAAGAUCGACUUCUGGUCCUUCGAUCCCUACACAGCUCAAUACGCAUCUCCCCUGCCACAAGGCACGGAAGCCUGUGCCUCCAACUCCUCCGACCCCCUCUGGCCCACUUGCGUAACACUAAGCAACGUCCAAGCCAAUGGUUGGCUGAUGGGUCAAGCGUCAAAUGCUUACGCGUACCUUGCGCCGCAGUACGUCCGCCAGCAACUGGGCUAUAUCUGGAAUACGUUCCGCCCGUCGGGGAUUCUGAUCGCGGAAUACGGGUUCAACCCGUUCCUAGAGUCGAAUAGAACUCAUGAUGCGCAGCGAUAUGAUCUGGAGCGGACGCUGUACUAUCAGGAUUUCCUUACGGAGACUUUGAAGGCCAUCCACGAGGAUAAUGUUAAUGUUAUAGGAGCUUUGGCGUGGAGUAUAGCUGACAACAAUGAGUUUGGGAGCUAUGAAGAGCAGUAUGGGUUGCAAACUGUUAACCGGACGGAUGGGAAGUUUACGAGGACGUAUAAGCGGAGUCUCUUUGAUUAUGUCGAUUUCUUUCAUAGGCAUGUCCAGCUUGCGUGAGAUAGGGCAUGUGCUGGUAGCAAUGGGUGAUUUUGGGCCAAUUCGUUUUCUCAAGAUGACACUAUCUUGACACUCCGAUAUUGGCCUACUU